Molecule: messenger RNA, 1303 nt
Organism: Clupea harengus (Atlantic herring)
Lineage: Eukaryota; Metazoa; Chordata; Actinopteri; Clupeiformes; Clupeidae
Gene: qng1
Product: chromosome 7 C9orf64 homolog
Exons: 5
Coding region: 195-1217 (340 amino acids)
Source: RefSeq, a predicted model, not a curated record
AUUUUGUGCUGACAUUGAGAUUUGCUAGCCAAAUCGGCGGAAGAUCCUAUACAAUUUAAAGUUUCACAGCUGGGUAACAAACGCCUGGGUGGCACGGUGCUCUAUUCUACUCCUCACGCGCCAACCGCGAGGUUCAGACAGACAGCCACAAGAAGGCUACUCACACACUUGCGAAAAAUAUUGGAAGUGUCGUGAUGGCGGAAGAGCCUCUAUGGCCACGGGAGACCGGCCGGUUUGUGUCGGAGCGGAGUCGUGACGUCCAUGUGUGCGAGGAGGGUGUGGGCCAAGUGGCAGAGCUGCUGUACGGCCUCAGACACAGCGAGGUUCUCACCGCGCGGGGGUGGAGCCUCAUGAACCCAUUGGCCCCGGCGCCCGGCGGUGAUGCCGCACUCGACUGGCUGCUGGUGGUGGACACCAUGAACUUCUCCUUCUGGCCCGACGACCCAAACGAGCAGUGUGAGGUCAUAUGCCGGGGGAAGAACUACACUGGCUACAUGGCCCUGUGCGCAGCCAUCACCAGAGCACUGGAUGAGGGUGUGGCCAUCACAGACCCUGCGUAUUUCUCCAAGAUGAGUCUGGAGGACCUGGGCAGGGUUCUGCGCUCAGACAGCGAGGUGCCCAUGCCCAUGCUCAGUGAGCGCCACAAGGUCUUGACGGACGUCGGCCGCGCGUUGCUAGCACACUCUGGGUCGUUUCGCUGCUUCCUGGAACCCUGCAACAACAACGCACUCAAGAUGGUGCAGCGCAUUGUGGAGAUCCUGCCCUCCUACCGGGACGAAGCCAUCUUUGAGGGCAGGAGGGUGGCUCUCUACAAGAGAGCUCAGAUCCUGGUGGCUGAAGUGUGCUGUGUACUGGAGGCCGGCGGGCAGGGCAGUCUUUCAGACAUGGAUCAGCUGACGAUGUUCGCUGACUACAGAGUACCGCAGGCACUUGUCCACUUGGGGGCGCUACGGUAUUCCGAUGAGUUAAUGGACGCUCUCAAGAAGGGUGAGUUGCUGAGCUCUGGUGACAGAAGAGAGGUGGAGAUCCGUGGGUGUUCCAUUGACGCUGUGGAGCAGAUUAGGGAGCACUUGUUGCGUUUGGUGUCUCAGCGUGAUGGAGAGGUGUGCCACAUCAACUCUGCCCUCAUUGACUUUUUCCUGUGGCCUUAUGCAAAGGAUCAUCAUAAGGAGAUGGCCCAUAUCCCCAUCCACCACACACGCUGCAUCUACUACUAACAUGGUUUCAGUUGGGGUUUGCGCAUUUAAAUAACGUAGAGCCUCUUUUGUACGGUAGUUGAAUAAAUAAACAAAACAGAUGUUUA